This is a messenger RNA of Poecilia reticulata (guppy), 3625 nucleotides long. RefSeq lists its product as uncharacterized. Gene Ontology annotation, biological process: regulation of transcription by RNA polymerase II. NCBI's taxonomy places the organism in Eukaryota, Metazoa, Chordata, Actinopteri, Cyprinodontiformes, Poeciliidae. Gene Ontology annotation, molecular function: RNA polymerase II cis-regulatory region sequence-specific DNA binding; DNA-binding transcription factor activity, RNA polymerase II-specific. The record is from RefSeq and is a predicted model, not a curated record.
UCUGGGCCUCCUGAAGCUGCUGCCCCCGCGACCCGACCCGGAUAAGCGGAAGAAAAUGGAUGGAUGGAUGGAUAUUCACAGUAAACAAGUUUGAGAUGUUAUAUUUUCCCAACAGGAGGAAGAAAUCACCCUCCACACAACCCAUUUCUACAUUAGGUUGUGUGGAGGCUCCAAGCUGCUGCUUGACUUGCAUAUGCCUUGGGCCGGCUCUGCUGGUGGACCAGAACCUUGAGCAGUUUCAUGACUUUUUCCGUUUAUCAAGACAUUUCAGUGGAAAAGCUGCUCAGACUUCUUCUCUCUGCCUUUUCAUUCACUUUUAAACAGGAGGACAUUCCAGUAGUAACCUAGCUUUGUCUGUAAAAACUGCAUGAGUGGUGCUGAAGUUUGGCGUCGGUCAGUAAGAGGAAGAUUUUCUAAAGUUAAAUUUUUAUCUUACCGAAUCAAACAAUAAAGUUAAAACUGACAGAAAAGCUCAGGCUAAAUCAAUCUUUGAUCAUCUAUUUCUACUGAAAGCGGCCAAUCAGGCGCCAGGAUUUUCUGUCACCAUGUAGAAGCUGAGGAUCAACCUGAUGUGUUUACAUCCACCAAUCCUGGAACGUUAUUCAUUUUACGCUCGUGGUAAAUAAAGCAGAUUUCUCCCAGGGUGGAAUAAUUAAACAUAAACCUGGAACAAAAACAUUUGACCCAUGAAGAAAGUGUGAUACUGAAGACGUGUGUAUAAUGUUGACCGUUUAAUAAUAAAUUCAAACUGUUGACUGUUUGUAAAACUUAUUGCAGUUGCAGUGAAAUCCUACUCAAAUAAAUAAUUGAUCAAAAGUACAAGUAAGCUCCACGCCCCAGUUGACUAAAUCAGUUAUUUUAAAAAAGCGUUAUUGUUUUUAAUGAUCAUUUUACAAUUGUUGGUUCAGUGGAGAUAGUUUCAUUUUAAGUUAAUGUUUUUUUUUUUAAACCUUCAAACGUCCAGUUUAGUUUGACGAGUUAAUUUUGUAAUAAUUAUUUGAAAAUGAAUUAUUUGAAAAUGAAUUUGGCUAUCUCUAGUUUUUUUAGUACAGCACAUCUUUAAAAUUCCAAAAUAAAAUGCAGCUAUAAGAUACCUAGCCAUAAUGCUACUUUACAGGCUACUGGCUAGCGUUUGCAAAGCCACCAAUCCAGAAGCACCGUUUAUUUUCCUUGGUGCUGAUUGGCUGAACCCCAAAGAGCAGGCAGACUGUAGAUGUUAUCCUCUGUUGUGCCGUAAUGCCAAGAUGGUUUCCAUUGAUUAUCAAUGCAAAUAAAUGUGGUUUUUAAUGAAGAUCUCAAAUAUUUGGGGAUUUUAGCUACUUGUAGAGACAGAAAUACAUUUAGAAAAGUAAAUAAACAAGACAGGCAGAAAUAAAUAGCAUUGGAGAAAUGAAAAAGGUAAAAGAAAAUACAAAUGGAGAAUAAAGCAGAAAAAAAUAUUCAAACGUACACAAAACUUUAAAAAGAAGUUAUUGAUAAUAAAGCAAUUACAAAGGUUAAAGAAGUUGAUUAACAGAGAUGUAUACAUUUACCUCUGGCUGUCUAAUUACCACCAACAUUUAUUUACUGUAUUUUUGUACAUUUAAUCACAUCUUUGAGCAUUUAUUUGUUUCUGUAUUUAUUCUUCUGUGGCAGCAUUGCUCCCCUAUAAGUGUCCGAAUUACUGAGUUAUUUAGAAUACCGUGGGAGAGUUAAAAAUAAAUGUUUACCAAUAAAAAGAGUAAUUUUGGUUUCUAAACUUGACUCGUCUACUUUUACUUUGAAAUAGAAUCUUGAUCCGGAAGUUACGUAACAAUGAAAGCCAUGGCUCUUCCCUGUAGUCCUGGUCUUCUGUUGUAGUCCCAUCCCUGCGUCUUCUCGGACGGUUUGUGAGGGUCGGCUUGGGUUCGUACGUUCGGUCCGGAGCUGCUCGGUUCGGUUCCGGUUCUGUUGGAGCCCCGGGAUGUCGGUUCUAAGCAGCAAAGCGCUCCAGGAGCAGCUCUCCGUCGUCCUGGAAGCGCUGACCAAGGCGGCGCUGGUGGAGAUCUGCGAGCUGGUGGAGGAGGGCUACGCGGUGCUGCAGCUGGAGAUCAGCCGGAGCCGCAAGGAGAACCAGGACCUGCGGAAGAAGCUGCACCUCAUCGAGUCCAUCGUGGUCCCGGGCGGCGGCGGCGGGGAGAGCCAGGCGCUGGCCCCGGAAGAGAAGACCGAGGCGACAGAAGCUGCUGUCCGACCGGAAACACCGCGUACACAGCGGGACAGGGAGCGGGAGGAGGCCGACGGAGGAGACGGAGGAUCCGCCGGGGUGGAGCCGGAGGAGGUUCCGGAUGUGGUUCUGAUUAAAGACGAAGACUCGGACGGGUUCGACGGCGGAGAACGGCGGCGCCAUGAUGCCGGAGCGGCAGCCGCCAGCGAAGCCGCCCCCUCGGCUCGGUCCGUCCGCAGGCGGCGCCGCCGCAGGCGGCCGUACGAAGAUGGCGACCUGUCGGCGCUGAAGUCGUCCAAACUGUCGAGCGGGUCGCAGCAGAACGUCCCGGUCUACAGCCUGGACUCGCCCUGCAGCGAGCCGGGCGGCUCGGCGCUGGAGGACGUCCAGGUGAAGGCGGACGCCUCGUCCUGCUCCUACCCAGACGUCCAGCUGGUCCAGGACUGCUCCCUGGCGCCGCCGGGCCCCAGCAGGCAGCUGUUCUUCAGCAGCGGCGCCCUGAUGGAGGCCCAGUCCCCCUCCAACCGGGCCGACCUGGACCUGAACUUGGACCCGUCCUGGUCCAAACAGCCCAAAGGCUCCAUGGCGUUCGCCCAGUUCUGCCCCAGUGAGAACCUGGAGGGCGACAUGUUCAGCCUGAAGCUGGUCGGCAUCGCCGGCUCCGCCGACGACCACAGCGCCGCAGCCUUCGAGUUUGAAAACAGCGGCGGUGGCGGCAUGCUGAACUUCGGGCUGUACGAAUCCUCGCCGGGCCAGCAGCUCUCCGCCGCGGAUCCGGACGAAGACGCCCACAGGAAGCGCUUCAUCUGCUCCAUCUGCAACAAGACCUACGCCACGGCGCAGAACCUGGAGGUCCACACCCGCAUCCACACGGGCGAGCGGCCGUUCGCCUGCGACCAGUGCGGCAAGAAGUUCACGCAGUCGGCCCACCUGAGGUCGCACCUGAACGUUCACACGGGGGAGAGACCGUACGGCUGCUCGCUCUGCUCCCGCAGCUUCAUCGUCAAGUACAGCCUCAAGCUGCACAUGAAGAAGUGCCACCCCAACAACUGGGUCCAAACGACUGGGCCCAAGCGGCCUGAACCGGGUCCCAACUGGGCCCAACAACUGAGCCCAACUGGGCCCAACAACUGAGCCUAAGCAGGCUGAACUGGGCCCAGACGGGUCGCUCCAGAACUUUGUUCCACUCUUAAAUCUUUUCCUUUCUAGCGAAGCGUUAAACGGCCAGAGGUUGUAAGUUAAUUCAGAACUAGGCCUGUCACGAUAACAAAAUUUGCUGGACGAUUAAUUGUCUAAAUAAAUUAUUGCGAUAAACGAUAAUAUUGUUUCAUGACCUUUUGACACCAAUUUAAUGGGAAUGAUGUAAUAAUGCAUGUGAUUUCCUGCCAUAGAUAAACUUUAUUUUCAAAAUAACACAUAACGCUGGAACUGAUAAACUAA